This is a messenger RNA of Acanthaster planci (crown-of-thorns starfish), 6214 nucleotides long. RefSeq names its product complement C3-like. NCBI's taxonomy places the organism in Eukaryota, Metazoa, Echinodermata, Asteroidea, Valvatida, Acanthasteridae. Gene Ontology annotation, cellular component: extracellular region. Gene Ontology annotation, molecular function: endopeptidase inhibitor activity; protein binding. The record is from RefSeq and is a predicted model, not a curated record.
CAAGCUGUUCCGUGCCAUUAAGUGUCAGAGAUGGAUCUAGUUCAAGUUGAUUUGUUAUCUCCCCUGUGGAUAGUUGUUAUGUAUUACACGUAUACAGAGUGCUCGGAAACGUAUCUGAAAAGGUUUUGCUGCAGGCAUCGGACGAAGGACUAUAAGUAGUCCAUCAAAAUUCUUUGGUGAAAGUGCAGGCAUUUGUGAAUACUCUAACUGUCUUCGUUCUUUCAGUUCUUCCGAUAGGAAAGGUCGGCGGUGAAAUAAUCGGAAAGGCAGGACACACCAUGGUGAAGGUCUGCCUGCUUGUCGUCUGCGCAGUCGUCCAGCUUCUCGUUGCCGCACAAGCUGCCCAGUAUUUCAUCGUAGCGCCAAAUGUCGUCCGCGUGGCUGUUGAGGAAACCAUUCUCGUCAGUGUCCGUGGAACCGGUGCCAACCAGAUUCCGGUGACGCUUUAUUUCCAAGUGGCCUGGAGCACCGAUCGGAUCUCGGAGAGGACCAUCUUGGUUACUGAAAAUGAACCACAAGUUGCUGUGCUGACCAUCCAUGGGGACCAGUUGCCAGAGUUACCAACAGGCGGGCAGCAAUUCGUCACAUUGGUGGCCACUGCCAAUUCUGCUCAACUCACAUUCCAGGACCUACGCCCGAUUCUACUGAGCUACCAGGCUGGCUUCGCCUUCAUCCAGACGGACAAGCCACUCUACACACCUAAACAAGAUGUUAACAUUCGUGUUGUGACCCUGGAUCAGAACAUGGCGCCGAUGAAUGAUGAGUUGGGAGUCGACAUUAUCAACCCAGAUGGGUUAACUGUGGAGAGAAACAGGAGAAGACCCAAUGGGGGUUUUAUGACCCACUUUUUCUCCCUCCCUCCGAACCCCGUCUUAGGAAGCUGGACGGUGACCGCUUAUUAUGGGCAUCAGUUCAAAAGUAACUCAUCGAUCCAGUUUGAGGUAAAAGAGUACGUACUGUCGAAGUUCUACGUCGAGGUCACCCCCCACUCGAUGUAUAUUGUGCCGGGAACAGAGAACCUCGUCAGCAGAGUGACCGCAAGGUACAUGUUUGGAGAGCCAGUAGUUGGCAACUUCUAUGUGAUCUACGGAGUGUUUGAGGACGAUGGUAGUCUUUUUAAACUGCAGUCGAAAGAAGGCCGGUUAAAUGAGGAAGGUCGUGCUGAUCAGGACCUGGAUUUGGGCGACUUGGAAGUCGUGAACUGGGCUGAGAUACUGAUGGGCAAGCGGCUGAUCAUCCAGGCCUUCGUCACAGACAGGGCCUCAGGCGAGACCGUCAAUGCCAACAACACCAUGGUGACCUUCAGCCCGACACCCUACACGUUCAACUGGGACCUCACCCAGCGAUACUUCAAGCCUGGAUUGUCGUUCACCGUCAAGGCAUGUAUUCGAUACAUGAAUGGCCUCCCGGCUGACGGUGUGCGGGUGAUAAUGUCGGCCACAGCUACACGGCAAAAUGGUGCAAACGUCAAUUUGCCUGGUGGUUACGCCGAUGACGCAUCGCGUAAGCUGUCGGGUCCACAGGGUCAGCUAGACUUCACGCUGAAUAUGCCUGCUGACACCACCAUGGUAUCAGUCUCAUUGGAGACAGACGAACCGUACUUCGUAGAUGCAAACACACGCGACACAAUAUUUAUCCAGCCGCAAUUCCCGAACGCCAAUCGCGAAUACAUGGUGGUACGCCUGCCAUCUCAAGAUAUCAGACAAACUCCACAGAUUGGAUGGCUCAGUUCGGUAGAAGCUCAACUGACGCACCCACAGAAUGUCGACGUAUUGAACUACUUCGUGAUUGCUGGGGGGAGGAUAGUGCACAAGGGCGUCAAGGACCUGGUCAACUUGAACACAGCCCUUGAUUUCAUGGUCACCCAUGACAUGGCCCCCUCGGCACGAGUGGUCGCCUACUACAUCAAGGAUGAUGGCCACGUCGUUGCCGACGCACUCCUGAUCGAUGUGGAGGAGAAGUGCAAGAAUCCCAUUGACUUACGUUUCAAAGGACUGGUCAUUCAGGAGGGCGACAUUUUCAAGUCGGACCGCCCUCGCCAGAAUAUUGAGUUGGAGAUCCGCGGCCAGGCAGAAACGAAGGUCGGCUUAUUGGCUGUGGACGAAGCAGUCUUCAAGCUUCGUAACAGCCACCGACUCACGCAAAAGAAGGUUUUCAAGAGAAUGGCCGAGUAUGAUUUGGGCUGUGGACCAGGAGGCGGACAAGAUUCAGCGUCAAUCCUCAAGGACGCUGGAGUAACUGUUUUGACGAAUGCAAACCUUGAUAUUCCGUACAGAGAAGCACUUGGUUGUACGGCUGAAAACAGGAGGGUCCAAAGAUCUACAAGCGUUAACAAAGGAGAACAAAUUUUGAGGGAGUUUGAAAGCAUUUCCAGAGGUAGAUCCAGUGUCCACGAUGCAUCUUGGGUCAAUCUGCAGGCAGUCAGUAUCCAGUCGGCCUUCCCGGAGAGCUGGAUGUUUGAGGAAGUCGAACUCUUACCCUUUGCAGGAGAAACCGGUGAAACGCUACACCGAUCUACUCUACCUGACAGUGUCACUACCUGGGUCAUUGAGGCAGUCGCAGUCUCUGCAGACUUUGGCCUGUGUGUGGCCAACCCGAUCAAACUGGAAGUCCGCCCUCCGUUUUUCCUCGACCUCAGCAUGCCCUACUCGGUCCUGCGUUUCGAGCAGAUCGAGAUCGUCGCGACCGUGUUCAACUAUGCCGACCGCCCCUUCGAGGUCUCUGUCUACUUGAAAGGCAAGGACGGACUAUGCUCAGUGGCUCAACCAGAAGAAUACUCAGACGGCACACUCAUCGAGGUUACACCCAGUGCUCCCGCCUCUGUCAAGUUCGUCAUUAUGCCACUCGAGGUCAAGGACAUACCCAUAGAAAUUGUUGCCGUUGAUACGACGGGAGUAUACCAAAAUGGCGUCGUAAAGCACUUGACCGUUCGACCUGAGGGAACCAAGAAAGAGGUUGUAGUUCCACUGACUCUGGAUCCAGCGAAUAGCCGUGGGUCACAGAGAAGCGAGCGAGUGGGCCAAGAGCAACACUAUUAUCACAUGCAGAACUGGAAGGACGAUGGUGGCAUCUAUCAAGUGGACUUCAUUCAAUACAUUAUCAACAAAAAUGCAAUCCCUGGUACCCACAGGGUUCGGAUGAGUCUUUUUGGUAAAGUGCAGGGAAGCGUCGUAGAAACGGUGAUAGGAGGUGUUGACAACCUACUGAUGAUCCCCACGGGCAACGGCGAGGAGACCAUGAUGCGGCUAGGGCCCAAUGUCUACGUCUACACCUAUCUCAAAAGCACUUAUCAAAUCUCUGCUAACCUGGAGACCUCUUCAAUGCAGUACAUAGUGAACGGCGUUGCACGUGAGCUCACCUUCCGUUUGAGCGACGGGUCAUUUUUUGCCUUGGCAUCAAGUUUCCAAAGCAGCACGUGGUUAACGGCUUUCGUUGCGAAGGUGUUCUGUCAGGCGAAGGAGUUUGCCUUUAUCGACGACGGAAUAAUCUGUAUGGCAAUGGAAUGGCUGAUAACUCGUUCCCAGAGUCCGGAUGAUGGGUCGUUUCGUGACGUUUACAGAGUACUUGACAGAGAAAUGACCGGAGGUGUCCAAGGCAAAGUUUCACUGACUGCAUACGUUCUUAUUUCGCUGUUGGAAUGCCAGUGCGAUACAUUCGAUAAGGACAGUUCUGUUGCUGCUGCAGCUACCUUCCUGGAGGCGGAAUUGGAAGAGUUGACACGCCCAUACGCCAUUGCCAUCACGGCGUAUGCUCUGGCUCUUGCCAACAGCAGCAGGGUGCAGGAUGCCAUACGAAUGCUCAAAGAUAUUGCUACACAUGAUGAAGCCUCAGACUCUCGUUACUGGGCGGCAGAUGAUUCCUCGUUCGGUGGUGGCUCAAAACCUUACUGGUACAGCCGUCGCCCGAAAGCCAUCGAGGUUGAGACUACCAGCUACGCCUUGCUUGCACUGUUGACAGUAGGCGAUAUUCAGUACACGCACGCUAUUGUGAAGUGGCUGACCAAUCAAGAAAAUUACCACGGAGGAUUUGUUUCUUCUCAGGACACCGUCAUGGCACUGCAAGCCCUGUCGGUGUACGCUUAUAGGGUACAAGAACUGGACAUUGAUUUCUUCUGCACAGUCACGUGUGAUGAGAGUAACUACGAUGAAACCUUCAGGGUGAAUGCAGAUAACGCGCUUGUGCCCCAAGUAGGAACUAUAAAUAUUCCAAACAACAGCGGUGAAAUCAAUGUGUUCGUCACGACCGAGGGAACAGGCAUUGGCCAGUUUAAAUUUGAAGCUUCAUAUUACAUCGCUGAGCCCAACUAUUACAGUUGUGACUUUGAGCUACAGGCGAACGUGGGUGAGGUUGCGGAGGAGGAUCAGCUGAUGGAAAGGGAACUUUUUUCCUAUGACAUACGAGUGAGGUACUUGCGUGGCGAGAAAAGCGGUAUGGCUAUCUUGGUUGUUGGCCUCUUCACCGGCUACGUUGCGGUUGAGGAGGAUCUGAGAAGGGUGACGGCAAACAGUAACGGGCGGGUUCAGCGAUAUGAAACAACUGAGCACUCGGUUGUUUUCUACUUCGAAGAUGUCCCUAGAUUGGAAGCAGUAGACAUCCAGUUCCGUGCUGAACGUUUGUUUCACGUCGGUAGGGUGCAGCCCGUUGCCAUCCGAGUCCGUAACUUCUAUAAUUCCACAGAAGAAUGUGUAAAGUUCGUCAGUCGCAAAGAGGGCUACUCCUCCAUUCCAACGUUUUGUGAGGGAGACACGUGCGUGUGUGCCGCAGGGAAAUGUGCACGUGAACCGGCCAGGAGUUCAAAGGACUACAGUGUUUACGAAAUGACAGUAAGGGCCUGUGCAUCGGAAGCCCAUUUUGCUUACAAAGUGCGCGUCGAUGCUGUGGUGGGCAAAGGUGAUUUUGAGCUGUACAACAUGACAAUUCUUGAGCCUCUCAAACGAGGCAUUGAUGAAGUCCUGAAUGAUGACGUACGGGUCUUUGUGAAAAGUAAAGGAUGUGAUACUCCUAAAUUCAGGCUACAACAUACGUAUUUGGUUAUUGGAACAGGAGGAUUGCCGGCUAAGGACAUGGCAGAAUAUGCGUACACGUACCUGAUCGAUGGAAGAAUGUAUUUUUACACAUACCCUACGGCGGACCGAGUAAGAACUGGUAAGUGGCGACGGAUCAACCAGAAACUCGUGGAGCUGGAGCGCCAAAUGGAACACGGGGCAUGCAGAUCUUAAAAAUGAACUCAUUCCCGUACCAUACCAGAGUUUAACGGUCAAGUCAUUCUUUACAUUUCACUUUUCAAUAUUGGAAGGCAUCAGUCUAAAUUUUUCACACGAACUGUUUUAAUUUUGUUAAAUGGCCUACUUCGCUUAUGUUUGUCGUCAACUGAUUCUGACUUCAACCCCGGACUUGUGACUGGACGUCCGGAUGGAAUUGUAAUCGGGCAUGUGAUAAAGCGGAUAACAAUAAUUCCACGUCGUGUCGUAUUUUAUUGGUAUGUCGUGAAUGUUGCUAUUCCGGAGCUUAGUAGAUCUAUUAUUUUUUUUUAGCUUUUGUGCGGGGUGAUUGCGUAAAUGCUGGCUCGAUAUACGUGUGGAAUUAUUUCCUAUUCUCUCCACACGGUGACCAGAAUUCAUGCCGUAGAGCAAACUUGAAUGGCGAAAGUCAGAGCUGUUUAAAAACGGCCAUAACCAAGCAAAGCCAAUCUGAUUAGUUUUGAGGGCGUUAUUUGAAUUAAUAUUGUUCAUUAUUUCCUCACCGACCUUGACUUAAUUUUUAUAAGUAUUGUUGUUGCCUCGUAUGGGUCAAGGCAUGCCAGAAAUCAUACUUUGACCAACGCAAAAAAAGUAAAAUUUCUUUAAUUCAUUUAAUAGAUUAAUACAUUUGAGAAACAUUUAUUUUGUAGCCCUGCCAUGGUUUGCCCCUUACAUGUACUUGUGCAUAGAAAUAGUACGUAUAUAUUGACAACAGCACUUCUCGUUGAUCUCAUACAUGGGCUUGAGUUCUUUAACCAGUUUGUAGCUUGACUUACGACAUUUAUAAAUGAUUUUUCUGAGUGAUUGAUAAUUUGCGCUAAUCAGUGUGCUUUGCUGUAAUUUCAACUCUUGAUAAAAAUUGGACAAGUAGGGCUACAGUUACCGACGAGAGAACAGAAUUGUCGAAUGUAGACAAUUAGGGGGACCAAAAGGUGUGAGGUGUUUGUAUGAAUAAAGCAGGAUCUGACAAAAUA